AAAUAAAGGAUUGUGCUAGAGAAAGAGUUGAAUUAACUGUUAAGCUAUUUAGAAUAGGGUUCAAAGAAAAUAAGUCAUGCUUAUAAUGUACAAUACUAGAGUAUAGAAUUUUGAGAUAAAGAAGAAAAAAAUUAAAAAGCAAUUGGAAAAAGAGAGUUUAGAAAUAGUAAAGAAUUAGCAAUAUUGCAUUGAUUAAUAACGAGUCUAUAAAGAGAGAGCCAAUUUGAUUGAUAAAUUGAAUGAUUAAUUAAAGGAAGAUUAGUCAUGUUAAAAAAAAGAGUGAGUG
Molecule: messenger RNA, 286 nt
Organism: Paramecium octaurelia
Lineage: Eukaryota; Ciliophora; Oligohymenophorea; Peniculida; Parameciidae
Source: the annotation of a GenBank genome assembly